Molecule: messenger RNA, 3889 nt
Organism: Procambarus clarkii (red swamp crayfish)
Lineage: Eukaryota; Metazoa; Arthropoda; Malacostraca; Decapoda; Cambaridae
Gene: Rab30
Product: RAS oncogene family member Rab30
Molecular function (GO): GTPase activity; GTP binding
Source: RefSeq, a predicted model, not a curated record
CCUCUCUCCCGUGAGACUAUUCAAUGUAGAUGUUUUAAAGAGUGUUUGGGAUCGAUCGCUGGAGCAGACGACGUCAGGCGCGGGCGGCGGCACCUCCCACGCCCUCUCCCACGCCCGUCACGCACACGCCCGCACGCCCACAACCAUGUGAGGAGUGGAAGCAGCCUUUACUAUGGAGGAUUACAAAUUUCUCUUCAAGGUGGUGCUAAUUGGUAAUGCUGGUGUUGGAAAAACUUGUCUUGUGCGUAGGUUCACGCAGGGUCUUUUUCCCCCUGGUCAAGGAGCAACUAUUGGAGUCGAUUUUAUGAUCAAAACUGUGGAGAUUGAGGGUGAAAAAAUAAAGCUUCAAAUUUGGGAUACUGCUGGACAGGAGAGAUUUCGUUCCAUAACACAGUCAUACUACCGCUCAGCCCAUGCUCUAAUCUUAGUGUACGACAUAUCCUCGCAACCCACUUUUGACUGUUUACCAGAUUGGCUACGGGAAAUUGAACAGUAUGCCAGCUGUAAAGUUCUUCGAGUACUUGUUGGAAACAAAACAGAUCGGGAAGACAGAGAGCUUCCUACACAUGUAGGGGAAGAAUUUGCCCAUCGCCACAACAUGUAUUUCAUUGAGACUUCUGCUAAAGAAGCCGACAAUGUAGAAAAACUAUUUAUUGAAAUCGCCAAGGAGCUUACACAGCUUGUUCGUAGUGGACAUUUUGACAAGGAUAGCAAGGUUGGAGACCUCUCCCCCCAAGACGUGUCAAAUGUUACCCUUCCUCCAACAAGAGAAGCUCGUUCUGAAUUUGGUUGCUGCUCCCGUUGGAUUUCUUCAUCUACAACGUAGCAAAGUUGGAAACUCUGGAUUGUGGUAACAAUGCAAUGUGGGAAUUUUAAAUACUCGUUUGAAGCUACAAACAUGCCUGAUAGCUUGUUGCACUGAAGGCAUUAUAUAAUUGUAUUUAUUGCCAGUUUUAUUUUAAUUAUCAUUCUGCUUUAAUUUAUUAUCUUGAACUUAUUUAACUGUCGUUUUCAGAUAUUAUACGGAGAUAAUGCAGUAUUUCAGUUUAAUGUUUUGUGCUUACUUCUAAAAUUGUUGAAAUUGUGUAAAUAUUUUGCGUGUUUGUAAUGUUCAUAAUGACAUUCAGUGAUUGUUUAAGAUUAGUUUGGUGUCAGGAAUUCAGAGAAGAGGAUCAGAUACUGAAAUGUUCAUGAAUACAAAAUGAUAUUUGCCACACAAUAUGUAUGCUCAAUCAAUGGACCCAUAGGGACUCAUUUUAAGUGUCAUGUGGCAAGCAUCAAAUUGUUAAUUUCAUUUUUCAAGUACAGUACUUAAUAUUUCAUUUCACUUGGCAUCACUUAAACCUAAUUCAUUCCAACAAGAUUUUAAAAUUGUUCCAUCAGUAAAAAAUCAACUGAGAACUAUAUUAAGGCUGCAUGAACCCCCCCUCCCACUCCUGACUGCACACCACACCUCAUAACAUUACUAUCAAUGCACACUUUGCAGUUAAUAUUGCAGAUUUCAUUAUAGUUUACAUUUUGAGGGUUACUAUGUAGUUUUGAAAACCCUGGAAUAGAAAUGAGUCGGAAAACUAUAUGGAAUCGGAGAACUGUAUGCUACAUGAGUUUGAGUACUGUAUACUAUAGAAAGUGAAGCAGUGUUGAACACUGAUUUUUUAGCAAUGGUGCUCAUCAUUACAAAAUAGAGAGUAAGUUUGUUGUCAAUAUGAAACAUGUGGCUUAAUUUCCCCCCAUUGCCCUAUUCAGUUUAUUAUUAGUGUAAAGCACCAGUGAGGUGGAGCUACUUGGUUUCAUGUAGCAAAAAUAGCUAAGAUUGCUUUUCAGUUGAAUGGAUUAUACAGUUUUUAACAGAAAUGUUGUGUGAAUAUUUUCUAUUGUAUUUCAGCUGUUAAAUGUGCAGUGAAGUGACGCCUUUGUUGGAAACAAAAUAAUGGGUGUCGUAAAGAAGUAAUUUUUAUUGUAAGUAGUAAUAAUACCUGCCUUUUAUGUUGUUGGACAUAAAAUAUCAUACACGGCAUUUCUAUAUAUAUUUUUAAUAUGGCUGUGAUAAAAUAUUGAAGUAAAGUACUUAAGUACACCAUGACAGUAGUACUUAAGGUUGAUCAUAAGGUCACACACAUGUUGGCAGCAGUACUAAAGGUUGAUCAUAAGGUCACACAUGUUGGCAGCAGUACUUAAGGUUGAUCAUAAGGUCACACAUGUUGGCAGCAGUACUAAAGGUUGACCAUAAGGUCACACAUGUUGGCAGCAGUACUAAAGGUUGACCAUAAGGUCAUGCAUGUUGGCAGCACUACAGUAUUUUGUUUGGUCUUAGUGUUGGAGCACUAUUUCAUUUGGUCAUGGGGGUAACAAACAAAUCAUUUUUGUUCAGUUUACUGAUAUUUUGCAUACCAUAUUUGUUACAUAAUGCUUUGUGUAAAUAAGUCGCAUAAUGUUCGGAAUAUUUCUUAUUCUUUCUGGGAUAUAUUUAUUUUUUUACUGUAUUUUUUAUUAAUUUUAUUGCUUCUAUACCGUAUAUAUACUAUACUGUAUAAUUAUACACACAGAUAACCACAUGCUUUUCAGACACCUUGGGAUCAUGGCCUGAUGAGUAAUUUGUUGUCUGAUUAAAUGGUUAGUCAUCCAGAAAAUCUAAGGUGAAAUGAUAGGAAAAAUUUCCUGUAUUUUAAGUUGUAUUCAUGAAUAUGAGAAGUUCUGGGUGUUGGGAGUAGGUGUUGGUGUUGAUAAAGUGCGGAUGUUGGGUGUGGGUGUAAUUGUCAGGAAUGGGUGUGUGUCAGGAGUGGGUACAGGGCUUUGUAUGUAGUGUGCGUAUUGGCAUAUAUGUUGUGGGUAUUGACAUGCAAGUGUGGGUAUCGACAUGUGAGUGCCUGCAUUGGGUGUGAGUGCCUGCAUUGGGAUGUCAGCAUGUAUGGGUGUCAGUGUGUGAGCAUUGGCAUGUGGGAAGUGUGUGAGUUGUAUUGCUGGGGGGGAUGAUGAUGAUGGUGGUGAGAAAGGCAUUUCUUGCACCUCCUCAAUGAUCUACAAAGAUGGAGAAGACUAACACAGGUCCACAGGAUCACAUCAACCCUAGCUGAAGAGAGGCCAGGGAGGGUUGGUUAUGGGUUGGGGUGGUGUGGGAAUCUCCUAUGCAUGUGACAAAUUGUAAACAACAAGACGCAAUAUUUGUACUUGGUUGGCUAUUUAUUCAUUUAAAUAUUUAUAAGAAAAAAUAAAGUGGUUUAAGAAUUUAAGGUAUAUGAUAGGGGAUCCUACAGCAGGUGUCAACACUCGUAUGGAGUGAGUUGGGAGAGGGGAUUGAACUGGAGGAUGAUGCUGAUGUGAUCAUCAUUUACCAACCUCCAGGAUUUUAUUUGGUUGCCUGUCAAUCCAGUCUGGUAGCCUGUGCAGCCUGUCCAUCCUGACAGCAUCAAUUCUGCUGAGGUACCCUCGGAUGUUGAAGUGCUUGACCUGCUCCCAUGCUGUAUUAUCAACACUUUACCUCUUAGUUUUGCUCGUUGCCAUUGUUACAUAUUGCUUUAUCACUUUCACUUGUAGAAAAAUUGUCAAAGAUGGUAGAUUUAUCAUUAAUAAACUCUGAAAGCAGUCUUGUUCACUAGACACUCGAUGCACCAACAUUUCUCGAGAUUCCACUCUCCACCAUCUUAAUUUGCUCAACUUCUCAAAUGACAGCACAAUUGGGUUCGAUCUCCACACAUAAUCAGGAAUCCUGGGUUCGAAUCGAAAGAAGAGUAAAAAUGGCUGGGCAUGUUCCCAUCACCUAAUGCUGAUGUUCGCCUAGCAGUAAAUUGAUACCCAGGAGUUAGUCAGCUUGCUAUGGGGUUACAUCCUGGGGAGGGUCAGUUGGUUGACCUUGGAGGGACCUUUAUAUAAGGCUAACAUUAUAUAUAUA